Messenger RNA from Solanum stenotomum, 873 nucleotides. RefSeq names its product ESCRT-related protein CHMP1A. Bases 131 to 742 code for a protein of 203 amino acids. Gene Ontology annotation, biological process: protein transport; endosome transport via multivesicular body sorting pathway; late endosome to vacuole transport. NCBI's taxonomy places the organism in Eukaryota, Viridiplantae, Streptophyta, Magnoliopsida, Solanales, Solanaceae. Gene Ontology annotation, cellular component: ESCRT III complex; multivesicular body. The transcript has a single exon. The record is from RefSeq and is a predicted model, not a curated record.
GGAAAAUAUCUGUCUUCAAACCCUAAUAAAACACCAAGAAGAGAAGAAAGUGAUUAUUCGAAGGUGAAAAAUCACCAAAUUGCAUUGAUAAUUCACUAAUUCGAAAGAGUUCAUCGCCAGAUCUAGAUCCAUGGGGAACACAGAAAAAUUGAUGAACCAGAUCAUGGAGCUCAAGUUCACAUCGAAGAGUCUUCAACGCCAAGCCCGGAAAUGUGAGAAAGACGAAAAAUCCGAGAAGCUUAAGGUGAAAAAAGCGAUCGAGAAAGGGAAUAUGGACGGCGCUAGAAUUUACGCCGAGAACGCAAUCCGCAAGCGCAGCGAGCAGAUGAAUUAUCUCCGUUUGUCCUCGCGUCUCGACGCCGUUGUGGCUCGACUCGAUACUCAGGCAAAAAUGAGCACAAUCAGCAAGUCUAUGGGCAAUAUCGUCAAAUCACUCGAGUCAUCUCUCAAUACCGGUAAUCUCCAGAAGAUGUCCGAGACGAUGGACCAGUUCGAGCGCCAGUUUGUUAAUAUGGAAGUUCAAGCUGAGUUUAUGGAGAGUUCUAUGGCUGGAAGUACCUCGCUGUCGACUCCGGAAGACCAGGUUAACAGUCUCAUGCACCAGGUGGCCGAUGACUACGGCCUCGAGGUCUCCGUGGGGCUUCCACAAGCAGCUGGCCAUGCUAUUCCUACUAAGGACAGUGAGAAAGUCGACGAGGAUGAUCUAACCAGGCGCCUUGCCGAGCUGAAGGCGCGUGGGUAAUUGAGAAACUAAAGAUUUUCCUGUUAAUAACGAGGCUGCGCAAUUGAUAUAUUGUGACAUAGUAUGUGGAGUUCUCUCUAUUUCAUUCUGAAAACUGAACGUCUUUAAUGUACAUUUUAACUCUCUUGUGU